AUGUCGAGCUCCUUCGGAUUUCCAUCGACCAAGCUAGUCACCAACCCCGACGACAACGUCCAUUGCGACAACGGAACCAACCCCAGCACCUAUGCUGGCGCGGAUUCCGGAGGCUCCUCGUUCUCGUUCUGCGGACCCAACCAGAACAACGCCGACAACCCGGUCCACCCGCCAGACCAAGUCGCUCCCGUGUCCCAGCUCACCAUCCAGCGGUAUCUUGGGCGAUUUUUCCCCGAUUCCGCGUCUCUCCUCGCCGGUAUGGCCAAGGCAGGCCUUAUUCUUUCGGGCUCCCGUGCCCUCGAGGUCUUCUUUCCGGGCUCUUGCGAGCUAGGCUCCGACUUGGACUUCUACACCGAUCCCUCUGCACGCUGUGUUGGUGAAGCUAUAAGAGUCCUUGAGGCUGCCGGCGUUGUCUUCGACCCCCCCUACCAGCCAGCGCUCGACAUCGCGAACAUGAUUACCUUUCCUCCGAUGGUCGACUACCGCUACACGGACAAAGAACAGCUUCGCCGGAUCAUCGCUCUUCCGCAGUGCCCUCACGUUGCGGUCGACGUCCUCGAGCAAUUGCUCACCCACCUCGACGACGGGGAUGAGUUUGGCACACUUUGUGUGCUAGACAGCGGUGUUCGGGUGCACCUAGUCAAGACCGAGGGAUCUUCAGACUACGGCCACACCCCGUCGAUGCAGAUCAUUACCGGUCACACGACCUUCGGCGGCACGGAGAUCAAGACUCAGCUCAUCUUCGCCGCGGGCAAGUCGGCUCUCAGCAACAUCUUCUCGUUCUAUGCAACCUGCGUCCAGGUGGCGAUUACUGGAGUCGGCGCUGCCCAUUUCUAUUCGGGUCUGGGUCGCCGUGCGCUGUACUGGUCGAACAACACCCAGCACCAGAAGAGCGCCCAAGCCGCUAUGCUGAAGUAUGCACGCCGUGGAUACACCUUUGAGUCCUCCCUUGGCCACGCGAUGAGGGUCCAGCAACUCCACUCCUCUUCCGCCUCGACCCUCUUCAAGAGAACCCCUGACAGUACGCUGGUGCUCUUCAAGAGACUGCCGCUGUCCAUCUCGCCGGAGUUGUAUGCCGCUCGUCAAGCGUUCUUCAAGAGCAUUACGUGGAUGGAGCAUAAUGGCGAGACGAUGUUGCUGUCGCAGCCGACCAAGGCCAUGCGCGACGUCAUGGCCGACGAGCGCCGCAAGAGAGUGGUGCUCCGCGCCAACGGCAUUCGGGACGACAGCAACGUCCACAUCGCAUGCCUCCACUCUGUCUUUUUCAAGGCGCCCACCAACAACCACGAGCACGGUCCCAACCAUCGCUACCCGGAUGAGAUCAUCGGUUUCUAG
Zymoseptoria tritici IPO323 is the source of this 1335-nucleotide messenger RNA. RefSeq lists its product as uncharacterized. Bases 1 to 1335 code for a protein of 444 amino acids. Gene Ontology annotation, biological process: methylation. Lineage: Eukaryota; Fungi; Ascomycota; Dothideomycetes; Mycosphaerellales; Mycosphaerellaceae. The record is from RefSeq and is a predicted model, not a curated record. Gene Ontology annotation, molecular function: nucleic acid binding; methyltransferase activity. The transcript has a single exon.